This is a messenger RNA of Telopea speciosissima, 1888 nucleotides long. RefSeq names its product xylan glycosyltransferase MUCI21-like. The transcript is spliced from 3 exons. Gene Ontology annotation, molecular function: glycosyltransferase activity. NCBI's taxonomy places the organism in Eukaryota, Viridiplantae, Streptophyta, Magnoliopsida, Proteales, Proteaceae. The coding region runs from base 107 to 1705 and encodes 532 amino acids. The record is from RefSeq and is a predicted model, not a curated record.
AGAAACAGCUCAGAAGUUAGAACCAACAAGUAAAUCAACAGCUUUAGUUAUUUAUCUUCUUCUGGGUAGUAAGUUUCAAAAGAGGAAAAGGAGUACAGAGGAAGAAAUGGGGCAACAUCAACGUUACCAACAGCCUAGACAGGUUGAAGAAGAUGGAGAAGAUGGCAGAGAAUACUCUCCAACCCUUGUUAUAGAUUGGGGAACAAAUGGUUUUUACAAGAGAACAAAGCGCAAGCUACUCCCUCUGCUCUUCCUCUUCUCAUUUGUGUCUUGCAGCUUAAUCUUGGUUCCUCAGCUCUUCAGCUAUUCUGAAACUCUUUCCUUCCUUCAUUCUUUCCAGCUGGGAAACGAUGGACCUAUUACUGAUAAGAAAGCUGGAGUCCCUUCUUCAACCUCUAAUGAGCCCCUUCUGUGCGAUAGGAGAGCAUUCCGCUAUGAUACAUGUUUCAUGAAAGGAGAUAUAAGGAUUCUACCUGCAUCUUCUUCUAUUAUCAACUACCUUCCAUAUGGCAAUCAUAAUGAAAAAGCACCAUUCUUCAACGAAGAUGUUGGAUUAGGAGAAGUCGAAGAAGAGGAACUACAGCACGAGAUCAUUAAACCUUAUACCCGCAAAUGGGAAACGAGCGUCAUGAACACCAUUCGUGAUGUUGAGCUUAUUGUGAAGAAAUAUCAGCUUACCCCUCGCCAUGAAUGCGAUGUUCGACACUCUGUUCCUGCUGUUGUCUUCUCUACAGGUGGGUACACUGGUAAUGUCUACCAUGAAUUCAAUGAUGGACUAAUCCCUCUCUACAUCACCACUCAACACCUCAAGAAGAAAUUUGUGAUUGUUGUGGCCGAAUACCAUAGUUGGUGGUAUACUAAAUAUGGAGAUAUCCUCUCCCAUCUCACCGAUUAUCCCCCACUCGAUUUAUAUGGAGACUCGAGAACCCAUUGUUUCCCUGAAGCCAUUGUUGGUCUCAAAAUCCAUGAUGAGCUCACUGUGAAUUCUUCCUUUAUGCCGGAGCAUGAGAGUGUCCAAGAUUUCCGCAAUAUUAUGGACAAGGCAUAUUGGCCUCGGAUAAAGGGAAUAAUUGAAGAGGAGGAGAAAGAAAGAUUGGCUUUAUCGUCAUUAUCAUUACCAUUGUCAUUAGAAGAAGAAAUUCAAGGACCAAAGAAAUGGAAGCCAAAACUAGUUAUCAUAUCUAGAAAUGGAUCGAGAUCGAUAUCCAAUGAAGCUGAAAUGGUGAAAUUAGCAGAAGAAAUUGGUUUCCAAGUUGAAAUCUUGAAGCCAGAUUCUUCAACAGAGCUGGCAAAGAUUUAUCAGGUUCUUAAUUCUAGUGAUGCCAUGAUUGGUGUCCAUGGUGCUGCCAUGACACAUCUCCUGUUUAUGAGGCCUGGAACUGUAUUCAUCCAAGUUAUCCCACUUGGCACUGACUGGGCUGCUCUUACUUACUAUGGUGAACCUGCAAUGAAGCUUGGCCUCAAGUAUGUUGGCUAUAAAAUACUUCCACAGGAGAGUUCCUUGUAUGGAGAGUAUGAUAAAAAUGAUGCUGUCCUUACAGAUCCUGAUAGUGUGAAUGCCAAAGGUUGGCAAUUCACAAAGAAGAUCUAUCUUGAAGGCCAGAAGAUUCAGCUGAAUCUCAAAAGAUUCCGCAAGCGAUUGGAUCGUACCUAUGAACACACCAUUGCCCAGAGAACUCGGAUGCACCGACGGAAUUCACAGUGAUCUUCAAUGGUUCCAGUCUUUCCUUACUCUGGUCUUUCUCCACCCAUUACUUAAUUGUUUGACAUUCCUGUUCCAUUGAAUUUCAUAUGUUCAAUACAAGAAGAUUGUAAAGCUUUUGUAUGUAGUGAUAAGUUUCUUCUGUCUGUUCUUCUGUACACCUGUACAAUGUACAUAAUAAAGAAG